Messenger RNA from Mycena citricolor, 4887 nucleotides. NCBI's taxonomy places the organism in Eukaryota, Fungi, Basidiomycota, Agaricomycetes, Agaricales, Mycenaceae. The record is from the annotation of a GenBank genome assembly.
UCAGACCUCUGGUCAAGCCUCGUCUCGCGAGCGAUUCAUGUUACCGUUUCAAUGUUCUUAUGUAGUUACAUACAAGAGAUCUUCCAACUUGAAUGGUCCUGCCGCGGCACGGCACCAGCAUGGCUGUCACAGGGUGACGGGCGAAAGGCAGGCUCUUCUGCUUUCACUGGCCCUCAGGCUCUUGUUCUUCCCGCUCUCAAAACGAUGUGCUCUGCGCUUGUCGCGCGACCAGUUGUUUUGCCACUGCGCUGACACGGCUGCGGCUGCCAUUCGUCACUCGACCGUUCACUCAGCGAGACAAAGCACGACCACAAAGCAUCCACAGAAGGGGUCGGGAGUAGAUGGCUUGGUAGACAUGUUUGGAGACUCGCUCUCGACUUGACCGGUGUGUGGGUACGGUGCUUUGUGUCUCUUCCAUUGUGCCCUUGACGAUGCCUGAUUCGUGCAUUGUCUAUGCCGAGAUGCCGAGGCUGGUCCGUGCACGAGCGGGGCUGUUUACGUUUGUGUACAAGUUUACUUGCCCUCUUCCAUCACUUCACGGUGAAAUACACAUACGAUCGACCGCCCCCUUUUCCUACCCCGAGUAUCGGCAGGCCCAGUCUCCGCACCAGCGCCGCUGCCGCGCUUCCCCUCCGUAUCCCCAUGUCCUACGCUGUUCCCCGACCCCCUCCCGCCGACGAAAGCUUGCUGAAUAAGUCGCUUCUGGAUCAGUUGGACGCUCAAGCCGACGCGGAGCCCGUUUCGUCCUCCGCCUCGGACGAUUCAUCUCACGACUCUCCUCAUCCUCCCUUCCACACCCCCACCCACACACAAGAUCUACAAGCCUCCAAAAUGGCUGCAUACUUCCCGCGCGCAUCGUUUACUUCCUUCCCAAACUCGACCCGCGCUCCCGGCCCCCGUGCUCCGUUUCGCGACCAACAGCCGGUAAACGGGCCGCAGUACUACCCUCAACAGACCGAGGCUUUCUCCCCCGUCCUCCACCCAUUCGACCCUCGGGCCAGCUUCGAUUUUGGCGGUACUGCAAAGCCCGGAGCGUAUCCACCGUUGGAAUUCGGCUCUCCACCGCCUUCACACCAAACUGCGCCCAAGCUCAACGGUUAUGCUGCGCCGUAUGUCAACGGCAGUGCUGGAAUGCAUUCACAGACCCCGUAUGGACCUCACAUCACAUCUGUCUCCAUGGGGGGGAUAAACGGUGCAGGGAUUCCACCGCAUUCUCUGGCCAAUCCGCCGCAUGAAGACAUCUGCACGAUAUUUGUCGUAGGCUUCCCAGAGGACAUGCAGGAACGUGAAUUUCAGAACAUGUUUACUUUCUCGCCUGGCUUCGAAGCCGCCACCUUGAAGAUUCCGAACAAGGAAUACACCGCUUACGGCGCCCAGCAACAGCGCGCUCUCGGUGGUGCUGGCCAGUACAACGGUUACGCCGGUUCUAACGAUCCCUACAAUCUUGUGACGGUCAAUCAAGGAGGUGUUGUGGUCGAUGGGCAGAACGGGAUCACGUCCUGGCCGGCACCACCCGCUGAUGAGAUGGGACCUCAGUCUGGACUUUCUCAAGCCGGCUCGCAGGGCCUGUCGGGCAAUCAUUUCAGUGGCUCUGUUGCCCCCCGCAAGCAGAUAAUCGGUUUCGCCAAGUUCCGAACUCGCGAAGAAGCAUUAGGCGCUCGUGAUGUUCUGCAGGGACGGCGUGUCGAUAUCGACAAAGGUGCCGUCUUGAAGGCCGAGAUGGCCAAGAAGAACUUGCAUACGAAGAGAGGUGUAGGACCUGUUGGCGUUGGAGGUUCAGGGCUUGUGAUCAAUGGGAUGGGAUCAAGCCUUGGGAUGGGUGUUUCAAAUGACAUCUACGAUCAGCUCAGCCCGCGCGAUCCUCUGACACUGGGCAUGAACGGAAUCUCUCCGAAUGCGGCUGCUGCAUUCGCGAACGGGCGUAUGGGCUGGCGAAGCGACGAUGAUGACGAACCCCUGAUGCUCCACGAGGAACGGCGACAAUCUGUUCUGAACACCCUAUCACUUCGUGCUCGGCCGGACGACGAUCGCCCUCGUUUGCAGGAUGACUCUGAAGCAGAGCGAUUGCGACGGCGAGAUCGAGAUCGGCGUCAAGGAGCUUUUGAAGCUUUUGCUGCUCUGCGCGAUGAGAACACCGGCAAUCAUGGCCCAUGGGACGCCGUUGCAGGCGGCAUUCCCGGGCGUCGGUCGACGUCUCCUGACACCACUCCGAACACGAACAACUUCUACGUGAACGGCGGAGGCCCAUUCGCUGGUGAAGGCCCGCGAGCGUUGUCCUCGCCGCCACCCUCCAAUGAGUUUGGCGCGCCACAGUAUAUGGGAGAAACUCAGCCCACCCAUCGGCAGGAGCGGUCCCAGUCCAGUGCAUCGGAGGGUAGCAGCGAUCUUGAACGUGGGAUGGCGAAGCUAGGGACCACAAAUGCCCCGAUCAGUAUCCCUGGCAGUUCCAACGGCAGCGCCAGCGGUGGCAGCAACGGAGGAUCACCCCAACUUGCCUCGCCAGCCAGUUCAGGCAGCUUGGGCCGUGGUGUUGUUGAUCAGAAUCCGCCGAUCAAUACACUUUACGUUGGGAACCUGCCUGUCUUGCCCAAUGCGUCGUCCGGCGCCGCCGGGUUCACGAUGGAAUAUCUUGAGGUCGCAUUGCGGGAUCUGUUCACGCAGUGUGCGGGAUUCAGACAGAUGUCGUUCAGGCCGAAACCGAAUGGCCCGAUGUGUUUUGUCGAGUUUGAGGAUGUGAACUAUGCUACCAAGACGCUCAAUGAGUUGUACGGGAAUACUCUCAACGGCAUGAUCAAGGGCGGAGGGAUCCGCCUGUCGUACAGCAAGAACCCUCUUGGGGUACGGACGCCUACCAGCGCCAACGGGGCUCCUGUCUCUCUAGCCACUCAACAGGGCAUCUCCGAGGCAGCGUUCCACCCGAGGCUGACGUCACCGCCGCCACCUACUCAAGAGUAUGGUGUGGCAUCGUUCUCUGCCCCUCGCUUUUUUGCUGCGUCGACGGACGGGCCCUGGUCUCGUCGGUGGGAAGCGCCGCGAUCAGCCUUCUCACCCUUCUCCAAUUCGCCCACGGUCGAGGGCGAGACGACAUCAUAGCCGCUAGAGGCCGUCUUUAUCUUAUAGCAUCAACACUCACACACACACACUCAUCCUAUCCAUCAUCGCGCAAAUCGCACUGUGUAUUAUCUGCUUCGCAUGUUGUUACCGUGUUUCUUGGUGCUGUUGUUCUGAUGUCACGCUGUUCUGCUCAUGUGUCACUUAUAUCCAUCCCAUCAUACCAAGCACCCCACCCUCCCCUCAUUUAUCUAUCAUACAUAUCUAUGCCCUAUCUUACUUAUCCUCAUGACCAUCCAGCACACACACUCACGCAAUUCAAACUACCUUAUCUCACGAGCAGUUAUCUGUAUAGCCACUAUAUUUCGUUCAGAUCCUUCUCUUUUCUCCCCCUUCCUUUCUGCACAGUGCAUGCGAGAUUGUUGUAGACUCGGCGGAAGUUAUCUACUUGUAUGUAUAGCAAUGAAUUUCCCACUUCAUGUCUAAUUCCCUCGUACUCUCGUUGAAUGAAGAUCCAAGCCAAUGGGGUACAUUUCGGACGACGAACUGAAUGCAUCUUACAACUGGAUGCGCGUCCAGAGUGAGAUGAGGCACAAACAGUCCCAGAGCAGUCGAAGCCCUCCGAAGAUCCAUCUCUGUUCUGUGGUUCAAUCCACUCAAUCCGCAAGCUGGGGCAGAUAUCUCGUCCUGCUCUGGCCAUUGAACAAGUGACCAUCCAGCGGACUUUAGACAUGAUCGUCGUGUGCACACUCAGCUCGACCGGAGGCUCGAGCCGGGGAAGCGCACUUGUGAAGCCCAAGCGCUGAGUCUGUCUUGGAUGUGCAGGGACGGGAAACAGAGGGGAGGGAGUGUCUCAGUCUCUCAGCUGAUGGGGUGUCUACGCAGGGAAGCCUACCGUUCGAGAAAGGGCAUCGACUUCGCCGGCAUCUCCGAUUUGUCUGAAUGCCGGAGAGCAGGCAGGGGUGAGAGCCGCCGAGACGCCACCGAAGUACCCGGGUAGUAACGCGACCGGUACAAUCAGCAUCUGUAGGUUGGGUGGCGUGUAUGACGGGCGGGCGUUGCUGGGCGAAUACGGGUGCCGCCAGCACACGUCGCGUCGAUAAGCUUCGGUGCGUAAGAGAGCAUGCUGCGUGUGCCGUCCCUGGAUAGGAAUGCGAACUUGGUCAGUUGCUGGCACGGCAACAGAACGUCCGGCGCCCGAGAAGCGUCUAUGAGCUUCGAAGUUCACGUUCAAGGCUGGGGUAAGCAGCGCUGCGGCCGAAAAAACAUCCAGUGGGCAGUCUAUAGGGUCCGGAGAUGCGAUCGCGAGGUCUUUCAGCUGGGCAAGGGCAAGGGCAAGGGCAAGGUCUCGUACACUCAGCUCCGUCCGCUCGUCGAGACCGAGCUGGAGCGCGAAGAUGGCACCACCUGUCAGCGUAGUGGCUCAUUAUAGAUCGGACACAGUUACCAGACCAGGGAUAACUAUGCUGCUGCUCGAAGAGAAUCGUCGCGCACGGAUUAUCAUAAUAAGCACUGCGCUGCCGACGAAAGUCUGCGUGAAAGCUUUCCCUCGCUCAGGAUCGAAGAACUUCAGGGAGGGGACGAGCGAUAUUACCCGCAUACGCGGAUCCAUGGUGCAGGUGUGUCGAUCGCGAUGUUCCUCCACAAACGGCAUAUUCAGAGAAGGCUGAAUUGGGGUCUGGGGUCUGGGGUGUGCGACCAUCGCUGCUGCGAGUUGAAUGAUGGGAUUUGGGGAAAAGAUAUCGUCUGGUGGUAAGAGACAUUGCAUCGCUGUCUCCCUGAGGAGUGCCCAUAUCGGGGGACCAUGGAUGCGGUCGCAGUAGCAGUCAGGACUCG